AAUGCCUUCCUCAAUUUGUUGCACAAACUGCAGAACUAAAUAUUCAUUAUUAAACAGAGAAGCCGGCUGCUCGAAUUGUGCUCUCUCCUUCUGUAAGAAAUGUCUGCCUCAUCGUGCAAUUAUUCCCACACUUUCGGAUUUACCAAUGAUUGUCUGUAACAAUUGCUAUCAAAAAUUGGAAUCUGCCAAAAUGAAGCCCAGCGCGACUAUAACAUCAACGCCUCUACCAGAUAAUUCGAAUAAAUCGAAUAAAAAUUGGUGGGGUGAUGGACUUCCACCGCCAUCAUUCAGGAAUUCGCACACAAAUCAAAAUCAGAUUAAAAAUAGUGAAGUCAAAGCAACUAAAUUCAGGAAUUCGCCAGAAAUUCCAUCGCAGCAGACCAAGCCAAAUUAUCCGACCAAUGACCUGGAACAGCGAAGACUUAAACUGCGAGAAGAUAUUUCACCACAAAUUGAACCACUCAGUAUAUCAGAAAUUGAAGAACGAUUAGCAAAACUUCGAGAAUGUGAUGUAGAAGUGAUACGUAAUCCUCAAAGUUGGCUAAAGUCUUCUUCCAAGGAACCUGCGAUGAACGCCAAUAAUCCAUCUGAAUUAAUGCGAGUAGCUGAAGAUCGUGCAAGAAUUGAAAAAAAAGAAGAGGAAAUGGAACAUAAAGACUGGGAUGAGCUUGAAGCAAGACGUAGGAAAAUAUUUGAAGAUGAAAAAGAAAAAAAUAGAGAAGAUGAUGCUUCAAUACGAGAAUCAAUGGUUUCUGCAAACACAGAGUUUAGUGAAGCAACGAAAGAAGAAAUGAAUGAGAUUAAUAAUAUUCUUCAAGACGCAGAACAACGUGUAGCUGAAACCAAGAAGCAAGAAGAACAUGAUGCCGCUGAACUCAGAACUCUCAUGAAAUCUACUCGUCAGAAGUCUCUUGACGCUAUUCAAUGGAAUGAUAAGAUCACGAAAGAAAUUGGUGGAUUUUGGGAUCGAAGAAACGAAAAAUUAUCUGUAGAUGAAGAUGAAGAUGAAGACGAGAAGUCCUUAGACGAAGAGACUUUCAAAAAGAUUCUUCACGAAGCCGAAAAUUCAGAAGAUCUGCCUCCUCAAACUUCGGAAUCAAACAAGGCGUCAACACCGAGCAACUCGAGCUCACCGAAGAAAAAGGGAUUAUUUGAAAAGUUGUUCAGAAAAGAUUCAAAACAAUAGUAAAUAUUAUUUAUCUUUUUUCUAUGUAUGUUAAAUUACGAGCUUCUUGUAAAUAAAUGUAUUUAUUGUUC
This is a messenger RNA of Caenorhabditis elegans, 1257 nucleotides long. RefSeq names its product FYVE-type domain-containing protein (gene zfyv-19). Gene Ontology annotation, molecular function: metal ion binding. The record is from RefSeq and is marked reviewed. NCBI's taxonomy places the organism in Eukaryota, Metazoa, Nematoda, Chromadorea, Rhabditida, Rhabditidae.